Stylophora pistillata is the source of this 2937-nucleotide messenger RNA. RefSeq names its product lysM and putative peptidoglycan-binding domain-containing protein 2. The record is from RefSeq and is a predicted model, not a curated record. NCBI's taxonomy places the organism in Eukaryota, Metazoa, Cnidaria, Anthozoa, Scleractinia, Pocilloporidae.
UGUGUUCAUGAUAUUGACGUCAUCUAAUGUAGAAAAGAGGUUUUAUCAUUGUUGUAUCAUAAUUUAUGUUUUGUUUUUGUUUCCUUACUUGUUUUUACCUUUUGAGAGAAGAACCCUACCCUACCCCAACAGGAAAACAAAACGAAACCACGUGAAAGUCUGCGAGGGACUGGAAGCUGCGAUGAUAACAAAAUGGAAGAUGGCGGAGGGAGAGAGGCAAAACUUAUUUUCCGAUCGUGGACAUCGCAACUAUAAAUCAAGUCCACUGCUCAAUUCACUCAAGAAAAAUGAAGCCUCAGAGACAAGUUCUUUGUCAGAGAGCAUUGAGGCACCGAAAUCCUAUGGCGCAACCCGGAAUCCACUUCAAACGCAAUGCGACGUGAGGUUGAUAGGCCAUGUUGUGGAACCUACCGACACAUUGCAAGGACUCGCCAUAAAAUAUGCCGUGACGAUUGAGCAGUUGAGAAGAGCAAACAAAAUUUGGGCCAAUGAUAAUAUACACUUGUUUAAAAUCCUAAAAAUUCCAGUUAAGAAGGACUCAAAACACUAUGUGGAAGACUUGGAAUUUUCUGAAGAUGAAUCAGGGACAGAUGAUAGUGGAAUAAAUGAAGACAAAAUCACAAUUAGUUUUGAUGCAAGGGGUGAUAUAGCAAAGAAAAGUGAUUCUUUGUGCGAUGCAUCCCUCGAUGGAUCUAAAGAAAUAGAAGGGAAGAGUCAACAACAAAACACGGCUUCCAGUUUUUUGGAGCAACUUGAUGCAAGGAUAAAAAGCUCUAAAAAGGAAUCUGAGAAACUUAGAACUGUUUCAGGACCUAAAGUUAUUGCAGAUUUAGAUAGAGCACACUCUAGAAGUCUCACAUCUGAUGAUGAUUUGUUUCGACCACUUGAAGCUGGAAUUUCAAGGCGACAAAGAGGACAAGUUCUUGCAUCAAAGAGGCAUGUAAGAAAGGAGAAAACUGCAGUUCAGGAUACAGAUGAUCAGUUCUUCGAGCUUUGAUAUAAAUUAUGAUCUACAACAGACAUUAUUUUAAUUUUAAAGGUUGUAAAUCAUCGAAAUCAUGACUCCAAUUUUAUCAAUGAGACACAACCAUUUACAACAAAGCACAUGACUGUAAAUUCAAAUGUUUUUAUUCAUAUCAAUAGUAGGGGAAAAAAAAAGGAAUAAGCUGCAGAUUCUUCAAGGGCUUGUUGUAAAUUUGUCCAUUCACAGCAUACAUAACUAUCCAGAUAGCAAUCAUAAUCCUUUGGUUUUGUUAAAUGGCCUUAGUUUCUUAGAAGCACAAAUUGUUUUUCAACUGGGAAAAAUGCUCUGAAACUUUGGCCCAAAGGAGAGGAGGUAACUUGAUUAAGAAAGCCCAUUCUUUUAGUCACUAGAAAUCCAUUUUCCUAUCAAUUUUGCCUUCAAUUAUCCCUUCACCCUACCCAUCUGUUGUUCAUACAUUUGAAGGCAGUUGAUCUCUACCAGAAAUCAAGAACAAUCUGUCAGCUCAAAUAUACCUUAAACUCUUAGAGGUGAUUAACAGAUAACUUCUCCGUAAAAUACUCAUACAUUAUCCAGCAAACAGGUAAUGAGAAUGCUCAAACUUAUUAAGUCGAAGUUGUUUUCUUGAUCCAAUGCCAAAUUAGUAAGGUUCCAGUCGAGAUGGACCAUUUUAAAAAUCACUCAAAUUCAGUUUGUCUGCCCAGGCAGUAAUUCAAUAUUCAAUGGCAGUAAGAAUUUACUCUAGCUGUAGAGCUAACUACCAUGGAACCCUUGAGUUACAUUAAUGUUAUCUAGAAAGGCCACUUGUUAGAAGAAAGUUUGUCAUUGCAGAGUGAAUAUUCCAUCUCUUUAUCACGAUUAAUAGGUCUUGACUCUGUUUUACAUGAAAAAUGAAACCGAACUCCUAGCUGUAGAACCAUGUAUAAAAUGGAAAAGAAAAUAUCAGAUAUUAGUUCUGAACAAAACUACAAUGAAUUUGAAUGUAGAGUAAUUAUCAGGAGCGGUUGUUACUCCCUGCAGAAGCAUAAUUUUUAAUAUAUUUUUUCAUCAUUAAAUCUAUGAAUUUCUCUUAGGAAAUAGUAAUUAAUUAAAGUAUUUUUAUAAUGAAACAAAUUCACAAUGUAAAUUUGGUCCAGGGAGAUGAUGUGACAUAUUUAAAAAGAAAAUUAUAAAAAAGAAAAAAAACCAACGUGAAAUACAAACUGAAUGAGAUGUGACAAGCAUCAUACAAAACAUGCAAUGCUUUUGAUACUCUCAAGACACAGCAUCUACUUAAUUGUCUGUAAGUUUCUAUUUUCCUCUCUGCUGAAUUUGUCAAUGAUUAUGUAACCUUUUUUUGCCAUUUUAUUUCAGUUUAUUACUUUCAUGAUUGUUUAAAUUAUUAAUAAUCCAUUAUUGCCCUAUAAUUAAUAAUGACAAUACACCAAAUGCAAAUAUGGUGUCCAACUUAAGUUGCCAUUUUUCUGGACUCACUAGCCUCAUCUUUGCGUGGAAACACAAAAGGAUUAUUACAGGUGUGAGAGUCUAGUGAAUCCAGAACAAUGGCAACUCAAAUUGGAUGCCAUAUUUGCAUUUGGUGUAUACUGUGUUUGAUAUCAACAUUCUCACAUAUGUUGUUACCUUAAAUUUCAAAGCUGGAAAUAUGAUGUAAUCUUUCAGCUCUAUGCAGUGGUAUUGUAUAGUUCUUUGUAUUUCUUGUUUGGUAAUGGUAUGCAGACACCUCAUUGCAGGUAUGUUUCAUUUUUGGUAACUUUUGGAGUGUAUUCAAACAAAUUUCACUUCAUCUUUCAUCUCCCAUCUAGAUAGUUUACAUAUUGGAGAGCAAGUUCUGUUUGAAAAUGGUUGUUAUGUCAACAGAAAAUAGGUGAUAUGUUAACAAGAAAUUCAGAUAUGUCAACAAGGAAAUUAGGAACAUUGUUUAGUUUGAGAAAUAUAGACAGUAAAUUGCUAGUUAA